This is a messenger RNA of Labrus mixtus (cuckoo wrasse), 2847 nucleotides long. RefSeq names its product zinc finger and BTB domain-containing protein 49-like. The record is from RefSeq and is a predicted model, not a curated record. NCBI's taxonomy places the organism in Eukaryota, Metazoa, Chordata, Actinopteri, Labriformes, Labridae. The coding region runs from base 204 to 1208 and encodes 334 amino acids. Gene Ontology annotation, biological process: regulation of transcription by RNA polymerase II. Gene Ontology annotation, molecular function: DNA-binding transcription factor activity; RNA polymerase II cis-regulatory region sequence-specific DNA binding. The transcript has 3 exons.
UCCUAUAGGCCCAUUAUUUACAGUCUAAAGUCCAGGACCAGCUCCAGACCUCCAUUUGUUACAGAGCAGCAAUACAACGUCCAGUCCACAAGGUGGCGGUAUGUGUCUUGAUACAUAUUUUUCCCUGACAAAGGCUGAGAGAUACAGAUACACCUCACAGACAGAUACACAGAGAGGGAGUCUGCUGCUGCUGCUGCUGCACGAUGGCCAACACGACGCUUCAGUCAUUCAACGUCUUCCUGACGGAGAGAUUAACCGCAGCAGCUGUAGACAUCUACGGCUUCGUGGAGAAGACAAUCAUAGACUACCAGGACGAGGUGUACCGAACAAAACUGGAAAACCAGAGGUUGCAGCGGCUUCUGGAUUUGGUCUACAAACCGGAGAUAAGGCUGCACAGGGCAGACGCCAAACAGCCAACUGAACCUACGCCCACAGAGGACAUCCUCCCUAAAAAGCAGGAGUGGAGCCCCGGUGUGUGCCAUUACGAGGCGGGACCCUCCCAGGUGAAGGACGAGCCGGAACAGCAAAAGGAGGAGCUCUGGAUAAACGGUCACGAGGAACAACCUUCAGCAGAGGACAGCGAUGACGGCGACUCUUUGACAAAGGAGCUCAUCAAAACGGUGCAGCAGUUAGAGGACUGCAGAGCAGCCGAGGAGAGCAGGGAGCAAGAGCAAACCCCGGACCCCGAGGAGGAGGAGGAGGAGGAGGAGCCGGAGCACUCAGAAGAGAAGACCAGCACCACCUUCUACCGCUGCCACAUAUGCAACUACAUAUUCACCAAAAAAACUGUGCUUACGUGGCACCUCAAGACGCACGAGAGCAAGUCACAAAACAGCAAGACGAACUUUGACUGUCACAUAUGCGGCAAGCACAUCCCCUGUCAGAGCAACCUGCAGAACCACAUGAGAGUCCACACAGGAGAGAGACCCUACAGCUGCCAUUUCUGCGGGAAGUGUUUCAAACUGAAAGGACACAUGACGGAACAUAUAAGAACCCACACGGGGGAGAAACCGUUCAGCUGUCACAUCUGCGACAAGUCUUUCAACAGAGGAUCCACGCUGAGGAAACACGUGUUAGCCAAGCAUAAGGAGGAGCGGCCGUACAAGUGCGGGGACUGUGACGAGUUGUUCACCGAAAGGUUGCUGAUGAAGAGACACAUGAGGAAAGUUCACGGCAUCAAACUGUCCACGAAUCAAAGUCCUGCCUGAAACGUUCAUUACUAAUGCGUGAUGCAUAAUGUUCCACAACACAUGAACGAUAGGUUGAGGUAUCUUGAGAAAUGUUUUUAAUUUUUUUGGAACCAAUACCAGAAAAAAGCAUUGCUCUGAGAAUGUACAUAAGCCCUUUCACACAUGCACUCCUGAAAACGUCUUGAAAAUUUCAGAACAGCUUUCCCCUUAAAUCUUCCUGAGUUGCUCUUUCACACAUGUGCCUCAGAGCGGGAGAUGUUUGCUGUAGGAUGGGGGGGGGGGGGGGGGUUCUCAGAGGGCAACGCAUGAUGUGAAACAGACUCAAGGAUAAUCACCCCCACUCACUCACUCACUCGCUUGCAGUUAAUUUUGCUGCAUAUUUCCUCCUGCGUUCUCACAUCUCACCUCGACUUUUUACAGAAACUCUGCUUUGGGGGCUGGUUUGAAAAAAAUCUGGAUAAAAUCGGGGAUAGCUGCUGUUUGCGUUUAUACAUGCAGCUCGUGCCCAAAAAAUGUGUGGACAUUUUCAGGGGGUUUUGUGCAUGUAUGAAAAGGCUCUACAAAAUGUCCUUCUUCAUGAGGUCAAAGUUUUAACAGUUCUUACAUUUCAGGACUUUGCAAGGAGCCAGGCUGACUGAUCACCAAUGCUUGCAGUCUGUUUUCUAAGUCCUGUGUCCACCUAGUUUUUUUUGUUUUUUUUUGAGCGCCAGAGUCCUUUUUGUUCAAUUGUUUUUCAAUGAGUAGGCGGCUGCCUGGAGAAAAAGAUCAGUGCACAGCGUCUUUUUUCCAAGUGUUCUACAUUUUUUGUGCAGCUGCUCCGAGCGCUCAAGUUGGAAAUCUUUCAACUUUUCAGAAAGGCGCUGUUGACAUCACCGGCGGCCUCUUAUCAAAAUAUAUGAUAUUCCCUGUAGUUUUUUCCGCCUAUGGAUCGUGUCCUGUACUCACAUCCUCUUUGCUCCGAGUCUGAUCAGGUACAAACGAUCAUACAGCUGCCGUUGUCAACAGACUGUUGUCAUAGAGACGGGAUGGAUGUGCAGCACUUUCCUUCUCAGCACACAAACGCUUCAUGCAAACACCCCCGAGCACACAGCCAACGCAUUUCUGCCUGGAAAAAAACACUAGGAAGUCAAUCAUUGCUUCACUGAUCAACAGUGUUCAGAGCGUUGUGUCGGAGCAGCUGCGUGCUGGAGGAUUGAGAGCACUGCCUGUCUCAAAUCAUGGGAACACUUUCUACACUUUAGAUGUGCUGGACAUUUGUUCUUUUACUCUCAUUGCCUCCGUGUUGGAAACCUCUGUUCAAUAUAAACAUGAAGCACCAAGAUUUCCCUCUUCAGCUUGAGAAACAGAACCUUGUUAGAGAUGAAACUCGUGUCAACGUUAAGUCAGUGACUGUCAGUCCGUCCACUUCAAUCAGCUUGAAAACACUUUCUAAUCGAAUUAUCGAGCACCAUAAUACCAUGUAAAAAUGUGGUACUUUGUUUGACUUGUUAUAUCUAUGUUAGACUAUGAAAUUAUUUUAUACAUUUAUAUAUAUGAUAUAUGUACUCUAUACAUACCUCAGUUGUACUUCUUUUCUUUUGCCAACGUUCAGUGUUAUGAUAUUAUUGUAAAGCAGCUAUGUGAACAUGAAAAUAUAUAUAAAGUAAAAAACACAUCA